GGCCACUGGCUGGGGUAAAGGCAGCCGGGAGUGAGGCCGCUCAGCUGGAGGAAGGAGACAACUCCAAGCCCCCAGGCAGAGGCCCUACAGACACCCAAGAAGGGCAGGGGGAUGAAGGAGCUAUUCCUGCUGUUCCCCCCAACCGGGCCCCCCGCCCACCUGUCUUUGUAGAUCCUACUGUAUAUACAGUACUCGAAUAGGAAAGCUCAUGUCAAGAGAUGGAGCAGAAGGAAGAAAAGCCCUCUGAGGAUGGAACCACUAUCUCCCCAACCCCAGAGGCCCCAGUGACGCAGGGAGGUGGAGCCUCUGCCGAAGAGGCCAAAGGUACAACCGAGACGAGCGUCAAAGAGGGGCCUCCGGAUGCAGCGGGAAAGCAGGAAAGAGCCCCAGCCGAGGACAGCACGUCAGCUGAACUUCAGGGGGAAGCCAAUGGGUUGGAUGACGCCAAGGUGGAAUCCAAAGCGGAGGCUGAACUUCACAAGGAGGACGGCAGGAAGGAAGAGGUCACAGAGGCUCCUCAAGAGAUGACUGAUGGGAAGGAAGAGACCCAACCUGACCCCAAGGCGGCUGAGGAAGCAGAAGGGACCACGCUGGCCUCUGAGAAGCAGCAAGCUGACGAGAAGGAGGCCAAGCCCCAAUCUAGGGAGGAGGCCUGUGUGAAUGAUGAGGCCGAGGCUGAGCCCAAGCAGGCUGCUGGAGAGCAAGAGGCCAAGACUGGAGCCAGGGAGGCUGAUGGGAAAGAGGAGGCCACGGUGGCCUCUCAGGAGAAGAGCAGCAAGACAGAGGAGCCCGUGGCUGAAGCCCAGAAGAAAGCCAGUGCCCCAGAGGUCAGGUCAGACCCUCAGACGAAGCCUGCUGUGGAAGGGGAGGCGGACUCUGAACCUCGGGAGGCUGACGUGAAGGAGGAGGCGGAGCCAGGUAGUCCCAAGGGAGAGCAAGACCAGGGUGUGGAGAGAGAGUCGGAGGAAGGAGCAGGAGUGAUUCCCAGCUCCCCUGAGGAAUGGCUCGAGAGCCCCACAGAGGAGGGCAGUGGCCUCCGCCCAGAUGGGUUGGGUCCAGACACAGCAGCUUCCGGAGAGACCAGUCCUUCAGCCAGUGAGUCUUCACCCAGCGAGAUGCCCCAGAGUCCCACAGAGCCCCCUCCCUCCCAGAAGAAGAAAGAGAAGGCACCAGAGCACAGGGUGACAGCCCCUGCCCGGCCGCGGGGGCCGCGGGGGCCCCGGGCACAGAACCGCAAAGCCAUCGUGGACAAGUUUGGCGGGGCAGCGUCGGGCCCCACGGCCCUGUUCCGAAACACGAAGGCAGCCGGGGCAGCCAUCGGCGGCGUCAAGAACAUGCUCCUGGAGUGGUGCCGGGCCAUGACCAGAAACUACGAGCACGUGGACAUCCAGAACUUCUCCUCAAGCUGGAGCAGCGGCAUGGCCUUCUGCGCGCUCAUCCACAAGUUCUUCCCGGACGCCUUUGACUACGCUGAGCUGCAGCCCACGCAGCGCCGGCACAACUUCACCCUGGCCUUCUCCACAGCUGAGAAACUGGCCGACUGCGCCCAGCUGCUGGAGGUGGACGACAUGGUGCGCUUGGCGGUGCCUGACUCCAAGUGCGUCUACACCUACAUCCAGGAGCUGUACCGCAGCCUUGUGCAGAAGGGGCUGGUGAAGACCAAGAAGAAAUGAGGAGCGGACCGGCCCUGUGGGUGGAGGUGGGCAGAGCUGGGGCUUGAGCCAGGGCAGGUGGCACCAGUCUUAAAUGCAUUAAAAGUACUUUUAUAAAA
Molecule: messenger RNA, 1771 nt
Organism: Mirounga angustirostris (Northern elephant seal)
Lineage: Eukaryota; Metazoa; Chordata; Mammalia; Carnivora; Phocidae
Gene: SMTNL1
Product: smoothelin like 1
Exons: 9
Coding region: 219-1673 (484 amino acids)
Biological process (GO): actin cytoskeleton organization
Cellular component (GO): filamentous actin; microtubule organizing center
Molecular function (GO): protein binding
Source: RefSeq, a predicted model, not a curated record